UUGGGAAAUAGAGGUCGUAUGACGGCAGGCAGGAAGUCACAAAUCAGACUCGUUAAUUAAUGUGUUUCAGGUCUGUUAACAUUCCUCAGUCAACAUUUCCAAUGUGUUUAAGUUUUAAUGGCACGUAGCGUGAGCAGGAUAACCGACUUCUUUGCCUCUUGGACGGACUCAAACCAGAGCAACAAUGGCUGGCGAAAAUGUGAGUGUGGUUUUCAAGCUGUACUGCCUGACAGUGAUGACACUGGUGGCAGCUACAUACACAGUGGCACUGCGGUACACAAGGACCGUUUCCACGGGAGACCUGUACUUCUCCACAACUGCAGUGUGCCUCACCGAGGUCAUUAAAUUAAUACUGAGUCUGGGGAUGUUGGCAAAAGAAACGGGAUGCCCCACCAGACUGAAGAACGCCAUAGUGGAACAUGUGUUCCUCAGCCCAAAAGAGCUGCUGAAGCUGAGCGUGCCCUCUGUAGUGUAUGCAGUUCAAAAUAACAUGGCCUUUCUUGCCUUGAGUAACCUUGAUGCGGCAGUUUAUCAGGUGACCUAUCAGUUGAAGAUCCCAUGCACAGCCUUGUGUACGGUCCUCAUGCUGAACCGCUCUCUCAGCAGGCUGCAGUGGUUCUCUGUCUUCAUGCUCUGCGGAGGUGUCACACUCGUACAGUGGAAGCCUGCAGAGGCCACUAAGGUCCAGAUUGAGCAAAACCCAGUGGUUGGCUUCAUCGCCAUUGCUAUUGCUGUCCUUUGCUCUGGAUUUGCAGGUGUGUACUUUGAGAAGGUGUUGAAGAGCUCAGACACAUCUCUAUGGGUGAGGAACAUACAGAUGUACCUGUCCGGCAUCUUGGUCACGCUGAUUGGUGUUUACAUGACCGAUGGUGAAAAGGUCCUGGAAAAAGGCUUCUUUUUCGGUUAUACACCCUGGGUGUGCUUUGUAGUAUUCCUGGCCAGUGUGGGGGGUCUGUACACGUCAGUGGUGGUGAAAUACACAGACAACAUCAUGAAAGGCUUCUCUGCUGCAGCUGCCAUUGUUCUCUCAACAGUGGCUUCUGUCAUUUUGUUUGGACUACAGAUUACGAUCACAUUUGCCUCUGGCGCCAGCCUCGUGUGUGUUUCCAUCUACCUAUAUGGACUUCCAAAGCAAGACACAUCCAAGCUGAGCCGGCAAGGCACAGACAACGAAUACAAACAGAAACUCAUCACUGUGUGAGUCGCUGACCUGCAGCAGAGAAAGCUCUCUUGCUGGUGGACCAGGUGUGCUCUGGGGUUUUCUGGGGACGUAAAACAGCUCCUGCACUGGAGGGAUUAGGGAGCCAAUCUGGUCUUCUUUUUUUUUUUUUAAAGGAACACUCAGUUUGGGUGGCUGUGUUUAGUUCAUCACAAAGAUGACAGCUUUUGUUCCACUUUAAUGUAAUCCAGUCCACUUUCACCCACAUGGGACUGCUGACAAUACUAUGAAUUUCCAGACAUUUUGAAGAAAUCUUAAUGUUUUUAAUGGGGGGUGUUUUAUUUUUUGUUCAAUUAGUAAUUAGUGUGUUUUAAACAGUACAGUAUGAGUGUUUUAUGUCUAUGUCACACAGUGCUGAUUCUGAAAGUGCCCAAAUCACAGGAAAGCAUACUUGAAAGAAGGAAGAUGACAGAUGGCACGUGUGAGUAUGUUUAUGUUAUCUCUUGAGCAUCUUGUACCUUUUGUAUCGUAUCUGUGAAGCAUUUUGCUUUGGAUUUUAAAGCUAUUAUUAAAACUGAACGGACAUGUGUUUAACGUGA
This is a messenger RNA of Toxotes jaculatrix (banded archerfish), 1758 nucleotides long. RefSeq names its product solute carrier family 35 member A1 (gene slc35a1). The record is from RefSeq and is a predicted model, not a curated record. The transcript is spliced from 8 exons. Gene Ontology annotation, cellular component: Golgi membrane. The coding region runs from base 185 to 1201 and encodes 338 amino acids. Gene Ontology annotation, molecular function: pyrimidine nucleotide-sugar transmembrane transporter activity. Lineage: Eukaryota; Metazoa; Chordata; Actinopteri; Toxotidae. Gene Ontology annotation, biological process: pyrimidine nucleotide-sugar transmembrane transport.